AUGGUCAACGUCGCAAUCGCAGGCGGCACAGGCGCCGUAGGCCGCACCCUCAUCGAAGUCCUAUCCACCCAGACAAAGCACAAAGCCUUCAUCCUCUCCCGCAACCGCAAGGCUCCCAAUCCAGAGGAAAACCCUCUGGCGCCGACGUUCGAGGUAGACUACGCCAACGUCGACGCUCUCAAGACGUUCCUCGAGGAACACAACAUCCACACCGUCAUCAGCGCGUUCGGCAUCACCGCCACGUCCCUCGCGACAUCGCAGCUGAACCUCAUCAAGGCAGCGGACCUCUCAUCCGCAACGAAGCGGUUCAUCCCCAGCUCGUUUGCAAUGCGGUAUCCCGAAGACGGCGUCGCCCUCCUCCCGCCCCUAGAACACUACUUCACCUCCCUUCACACCCUCUCCCUCACCUCCUUCGAAUACGCCGCCGUCCACAACGGCACCUUUCUAGAAUACUUUGCCCCUUCCACCCUUAAAUCGCACCACCCGCACAGCACCCUCGUCCUCGACAUCGCCCACGCCGCCGCCGCGAUCCCAGGCGACGGCAACACCCCCGUGACUUUCACCUACACCUUUGACGUGGCGCGCUACGUCGUCGCAGCACUAGACCUGCCCACCUGGCCCGCGGACCACGAACUCCGCAUCGUGGGCGAUGAACUGACCUUUAACGAAUUCGUUAUACUGGCCGAGGAAAUCAGGGGUGUAAAUUUUGAUGUGGUCUACGAUGACGUGGAAAAGUUGAAGAGGUCCGAGGUUUCAGAGUUACCUGGCCACCAGGCGUCGUAUGCGCAGUUCCCCAAGGAGAGGUUACAGUGGUUCCUGUCGAUUUUUGAGCUGUGGAUGGCGACUGGGUUGGGGAAGGUUGAGGGUGGGAAGGGGUCUUUGAAUGAGUUGUUUCCUGAGAUUAAGCCUUUGACUGCGAGGGAGAUGUUGGAGAAGUAUUGGAAGGCGUAA
Molecule: messenger RNA, 951 nt
Organism: Colletotrichum godetiae
Lineage: Eukaryota; Fungi; Ascomycota; Sordariomycetes; Glomerellales; Glomerellaceae
Product: nmrA-like family protein
Exons: 2
Coding region: 1-951 (316 amino acids)
Source: RefSeq, a predicted model, not a curated record